Molecule: messenger RNA, 357 nt
Organism: Talaromyces amestolkiae
Lineage: Eukaryota; Fungi; Ascomycota; Eurotiomycetes; Eurotiales; Trichocomaceae
Exons: 1
Coding region: 1-357 (118 amino acids)
Source: RefSeq, a predicted model, not a curated record
AUGAUCAAGAUGCGUUUCACUACUGCUCUCUCCAUGCUCCUCUCAGCGGGUUUGAUUGGAACCACUUUGGCUAGUGAACCGGUCGACACCUCGAAAGGGACUAUUUACACUCCCAAGGAUUACUCCUUCGAAGACUUCGGAAAUGGAACUCUAGCUGUCAAGCCCCUGAACGGCAAGCGUCAAUUUCAACUCUGCGACUAUUGGAACGCAUGGGUAGUUUGUCAGACGGGUCUCAGCGACACGAACAUCUGCACGGAUACCUACUGUUACUGCGAGGGAGCCGAUAUUGUCUGCCAGGCAGGAACUACAUGUCUGGACACAUGCUCAUGCUAUGUGUACUGCGCUGAUGACUGGUAA